AUGUCAAAAGCAUUGCGUAUCUUGGUGCCCGUUAAAAGGGUCAUUGACUAUGCCAUCAAGCCUAGAAUUAAUAAAGCCGGCACAGGUGUCGAAAAAACGGGCGUCAAGUUCAGUAUGAAUCCAUUUGAUGACAUAGCCGUAGAGGAGGCAGUGCGUAUCCGGGAAUCGCACAAAAAAUUGGUGGAAAAUAUUCAUGCGGUGUCGAUCGGGCCUGCCAAAGCCCAAGAUAUCCUAAGAACUGCCUUGGCAAAGGGCGCAGACACUUGCACGUUGAUCGACGCCAAGGAAGCAGAACUCGAGCCUCUGGCCGUGGCAAAACUCCUCAAACAGGUGGUGACCAAACAAAACGCAAAUCUGGUCAUUUUGGGCAAACAGAGCAUUGACGAUGACUGUAAUAACACGGGUCAGAUGCUGGCUGGGAUGCUGAACUGGCCGCAGGCGACCAAUGCGGCCAAAGUCGAGGUCGACGAAUCGUCAAUGACCGCGAAAGUCACACGAGAAAUCGACGGCGGUGAGGAAACCGUGAGCGCGCCGCUCCCGCUCGUGAUCACCACCGAUCUGCGUCUCAACCAACCUCGCUACGCCACGCUACCCAACCUGAUGAAGGCCAAGAAAAAGCCGAUGGAGAAACUGACGCUGGCAGACUUCGCAGACGUGUCCACUGAGCCCAGACUUGAAGUCCUCAAGCUCGAAGAACCCCCCACCAGAUCUGCGGGCGAAAAAGUGGCUACUGUUGACGAACUCAUUGAAAAGCUCAAGGCCGUGAAGGCCAUCUAG
Lachancea meyersii CBS 8951 is the source of this 777-nucleotide messenger RNA. NCBI's taxonomy places the organism in Eukaryota, Fungi, Ascomycota, Saccharomycetes, Saccharomycetales, Saccharomycetaceae. The record is from the annotation of a GenBank genome assembly.